Aspergillus alliaceus is the source of this 1062-nucleotide messenger RNA. RefSeq lists its product as uncharacterized. The record is from RefSeq and is a predicted model, not a curated record. The coding region runs from base 1 to 1062 and encodes 353 amino acids. The transcript is spliced from 4 exons. Lineage: Eukaryota; Fungi; Ascomycota; Eurotiomycetes; Eurotiales; Aspergillaceae.
AUGAAGCAAGAGCUGCGAGAGACAUGGACCCCCGGCAUCAAUGUCUUAACAUGGUUCAUGCUGAUUACAGCUAUAUUGAGUGUUUCCACUAGGCUGGGAACCAAGUAUUGGAUCUUUCGGAAGUUGACGGUCGACGAUGCCCUCAGUAUCGGGGCACUGGUCACCUGCAUUGCGCAGUCAAUUGCCAUCUCAAUAGCUACUCAGGGUGGUCUGGGACAGCAUCGGAAUACCUUGCCAGCCGCUAGUAUAGAGAAGAUGAUGAAGUCUCAAUAUGCAGCGAAUAUCCUCUUUAUCGCCACUAUGUGUUGCUCGAAACUCGCCCUCGUGAUGUUCAUUCGCAAUCUGACUCCCACCACCCUAGACCGUCGCUUUGCUCUUGGACUUGGGGCCUUCAUCGUCCUAUGGACAAUUACGGGUAUAUUUACAGCGGCCUUCCAAUGCCGGAUGCCAGAUACCUGGAAUUACUUGCAGGCGAAAUGCUUCGACUUGAUCGCUUGGUGGAACUACCUUGGGACCACCAAUAUUCUAUCAGAGGCCGGGAUCAUUGCCCAGGCGUUGUUAGUGAUUGUCCGGGUGCAAGCAGAUGUCCACAAAAAGGCCGUCCUAGCCAGUGUGUUCUUAUUUCGAGUUGUCGUCGUUGUUGCUAUUAUUUGUCAACUAGCCUAUGCCAGGGUCGCGAAGGGAUCAACCGACUCAUCUUGGGACGCAUGGGCAGUCGUCGUUUCUACGCAAAUAACCCAGACACUUAGUAUCGUCACGGCUUGUUCGCCCCAAUUCAAGCCUUUCCUCGAUAGUCUCCGAUCAUCCGGAAUGAGCCUAGGGGGAACAAACUAUGGCAGUCGACAGAGAACUUAUGCUAUGACGUCUUACAAGGCGUCUCUUGGUGGUCGCACUGGAGAUACACCGAGUGAGGCCCAUGAGCUAGUCACGAUGCCGGAGGGAGGUGUCAAUCGGACUAUCGUCAGCUACUCUCCAGAUUGCGACGCGGAGAGCCUGUCGAGUCAGUCACAUAUUAUUCUCGAGACCCGGACAUGGAUAGUGACUGAGACCCGGCAUGAGUAA